GUGGAACUACUGAGUGGCAAUGUCGAAGAGCUUCCCGAUCUUGAACGCCGCUUCUUGGAUGGACGUAUCAACAACAAACAGAAUCGUCCGUUCUUGGAACGGCAGACUAUCGUGAACACGGUUCUGGCAGAGCUGAAAAGCACCCAAAGCAAGGCGCUGGAGAAGCCCAGGCUCGUGGCUCUUUGGAGCCCUAGGGGCACGGGCAAGACUUCGCUCGUUCGACAUUUGGCGCAGUUGGAUCAGUAUGCCGAGAGCCGCAGAUGUGGGCGGCUGCUGGUGAUAGACGCGGGAACGUUUGCACAGCAUGCACAAAAUGAUGCAGAUACACUGGUUUCCGCCAUCAUCAUUUGGCAUCUUUUGCAAAUCUUCGACGGCUACGCCGUGGAAGUUGGCCAAGGGAACAGCGUUGCCUUCAAGCGCUUGGACAUGGGUCCUGUGUUGAGGCUUCUCGAACAGAGCCCAUCGACUCCAACCCUGGACGGCAGUGUUGGGUGGUGGAUUGCGUCCUUCUGUAACAGCAAGGACGACGUCCUCGACCAGUGGCUCGUUCUCACGGAAAAGGCCUUCGCGGCCAAGAACAGCUGCCCUCGUCUUAUCUUCUUGGAUCAAGCAGAACUCCUCGCAAACCUUGAGACAGGCAACAGGGGACAAAAGAGCAGGGGAGCAAGAAAGUCAUUGCUUACGGACAUUGUCGCAAAGCUUCCCGCGCAAAUGGCAUGCUUCUGCACAGGCACGCUGGAUGUGAUGCAUCAGGCUCCUGCACAAGUAUACACACUCCUUUAUGUCCGUAGCGUGCCAGCACUGGCACCAUUGUCUCGAGACUCUGCUGCCUCGGCCAUGGAACAGUGGAACGAAACGAUUCAUGAUGACCUUACGUUCAACCAGAUAAUGCUCUUCUCUAGCGGAGUUCCUCGACUUCUGCAGUUUGCGUUCCAGGCAGACGGGGAGUUGGCAAGGGCAAGCGCCGAAAUUGCAUUGAAUGAGAUGUCGAAGUGUUUCCGGGAGUCGUACAAGUCUGCAGCACCUUUGUUUCGCGAAGACAUUGAGACCGCUUUGGCAAUCGUUCUCUGUUCAGCCGUUCGAUGGAAUGCAACUUGUAGCGACCAGACAGUGCCUGGAACAACCACUCCUUGGUCCGACAUCUUCCAUGCAGGAGCAGCAUUUCCCGCUGAGCACACGGUACUGGUCCCACGCAUCUGGUGGUGUCGGGAUGCCACUGUCUCCGCCAAGCUGGAAAGUCACCUUGAAGGCUGGAACAUCGAUCUGAAGAGUCUGUUGCCAGAUCCCUUGGAGUUGGUUAAGAGUCCGGUCCGAGGUGCCCUUGCCAGAGGAGUGCCGUGGGAACAGAUGGUUGCAAACUCCCUAGUGGCCAGAUUUCGCCUUUAUUGCCUGCAAGGUAACUUUGAAGCCGACAGCACGUGGGUUCCUUUCCUGGAGAUCUAUCCCACAAAGGAUGAGCAUCUACAGAAAGUGCUGGAACCCUUCCACGUUUGCUGGAGCCAUGGGGUAGAGCUCUCAAAGUUUGAAGCGACUGUCUUGGAUCCUGUUGGAAAGGCCAUAAAGUCCAAUCUUCUGAAAAAGAGUGCUCACCACGGCCUGCUAAUUCCCGUGAAGCGAAUGAGUGGUGACGAGCUCGAGUACAUCGCAGCCCAGUGCCGGUUUGGCAAACCGAAAUCUUCAGGCGAGCUGAAGAACCAGGACAAGGCCAGAAAGCCGAGGAUGAAUGAGAACCUUGAGCAGAUGGCCAACGUGCUGCUCCAAAUAUGUCCAGACGCCGAAGGUGCUCAGGGGUUUCGGAAAUGUACUUCGUGGGCGAAACGCCAAGAAGACGGCAAAUACAGUCUCAUGAGUUGCAGAAGCAUCAUCGCGCAGCUGGACGUGCUGCUUGCGCUGUGA
This is a messenger RNA of Symbiodinium sp. CCMP2456, 1896 nucleotides long. Lineage: Eukaryota; Dinophyceae; Suessiales; Symbiodiniaceae. The record is from the annotation of a GenBank genome assembly.